Physella acuta is the source of this 828-nucleotide messenger RNA. RefSeq lists its product as uncharacterized. Lineage: Eukaryota; Metazoa; Mollusca; Gastropoda; Physidae. Gene Ontology annotation, molecular function: calcium ion binding. The record is from RefSeq and is a predicted model, not a curated record.
CACCUGCCCGUAUAAAUACAUUGAGCAGUGGCACGCUGCUCAAUUCCUUUCUAGACGUUUCCAGAAACACCACGCCACGUCACAGACUCACACCACGGUGCCGAAGAUUCUGAGGAAAAUGUGGUUGAUAGGCCUACUUCUCAUCUGCAUUCCCUGCGUGACCGCAGAAGUGAAGCCAAGCGUCGCUAAAAGAAUAAGAGAAAUAUUCGAUAGAAAUGACGGGGACCACAACGGGGUGCUCAACUAUACAGAACUCGAGACAAUGUUCAAGAAUCGUGACGAAAACCACGAUGGUAAGGUCACGCGCGUGGAACAUAAGCACUACGUCAUCAAUGUGAAAAAUGAUACGGAAAAAGAUGAAGAAAUACUAUGGACAGCAUACGAUAAUGACGAUGACGGUGUUAUCACUAACGACGAUUUCCAUGCAAUACAUCAUCAAAUGGGAUCGGACGAUGCUGGGAAUGUCAGCUAUCUUAAUUUUGAAGAGUGGUUUGACGUUAACUUCUUCUCGAAGGCCCCAUACACAACGGAAUCCGGUCCAGCGGCGACAACCAAGAAAGGGGAAACUACCAAGAAAGGGGAAACUACCAAGAAAGGGGAAACUACCAAGAAAGGGGAAACUACCAAGAAAGGGGAAACUACCAAGAAAGGGGAAACUACCAAGAAAGGGGAAACUACCAAGAAAGCCACGGCAGCCACGACCAAAGUUAAAGGCUAAUGACAGCUUGCCCACGGUUACAGCAGAUAGGCUGCUAUGUAGUGGAGAGAAACCAAAAAUAACAGAAGAUUGUUAUAACCUAAAUAAAGCUUACGUUUAAAAAAGUCAAA